Fomitiporia mediterranea MF3/22 is the source of this 1499-nucleotide messenger RNA. Its product is annotated as import inner membrane translocase subunit tim44. The transcript has 7 exons. The record is from RefSeq and is a predicted model, not a curated record. Gene Ontology annotation, biological process: protein import into mitochondrial matrix. Gene Ontology annotation, cellular component: mitochondrial inner membrane. Lineage: Eukaryota; Fungi; Basidiomycota; Agaricomycetes; Hymenochaetales; Hymenochaetaceae. Gene Ontology annotation, molecular function: protein-folding chaperone binding. The coding region runs from base 1 to 1398 and encodes 465 amino acids.
AUGCUGCCCCGCCAUCUCCGCAAAGCGUCCAGUAGCGCUCGCACUGUUGCAGCCUCUCGAAGGUACUCGCACAAUGCUCUUGUGAGGUCUAGUGCUCGACCUGUACCGUUUCGCGUAAGCAGCGUCGCAGCCGCCAGCACGCGGGGCUUUCAUGCGAGUGCAAAUCGGCGCGAUGAACUUCCAAAAUCACCGUUUCAGACGUUUGUGGAUACGCUCCGUGAGGAACUCCAAAAGAACCGGGAGUUGCAGGCGAACGUGAAGCAACUCCAGGGUGAUGUUGAUAAGCUUCAAGACUCGGAGGCUAUGAAGCGUGCAAGGGCCGCAUAUGAACGUGCUCGACUCACGUCGAGCAUCAAAGAAAACCCGCGAUUGCGUGCUGCUGCAGAGGAGCUUCGCAAACAGGGUGUAAAAGUGGGUGAUGCCGUGAGCGAGGCGCUGAAAAGCAUGGAAGAGUCUGAUAUCAUGCGAGCGAUCGGUCGAGCGUCCUCCGCAGUAUCAUCCAAAAUUGCAUCAACUACCGAGCCAAUCCGUAAUACCGAGGCGUAUAAGGCACUCGCGGAUACGGUAAUGGACGCACUUGAUGACAGUGGGUCAGCGAAACAUGCCGGAUAUGAGGAAAAAGAAGCGCGACGACAGCGGCGUGCAGCUCGUCUAGCGAAGGCAGGCAAGAAGGGUGGCAUCGCUGCUCGAAAUCGUGUCACUGCAUAUCCCGAAGCGGGCUCCGCAGUUGUAUUGCACAAAGAUUCCCCGCGACAAGAGCGCUGGAACCGUAUGAAGGAGACCAACCCAGUCUUUCGACAAUUCGUAGAGCUACGUCGGCAAUACGAUGAGUCGGAAAAUCCAAUCAUUUCGUCAAUGCGUUCUGUGACGUCGACAAUUGGUUCGUGGUUUGAUGAAACAGAGUAUGCACAGGUGAUACGUCAAAUGCGAUACAUGGAUCCGACAUUCGAUCGCGAGAGUUUCGAGCGUGAGCUAAGGGAAUACAUUGUCCCAGAAAUUGUAGAUGCAUACCUCAGUGCUGAUCGAGAAUCUUUACAAAAGUGGUGUGGGGAAGCGACGUAUAAUUUGCUAUGGGCGACCAUGGAGCAAUACAUCCGACAAGGCCUCAUAAGCGACAGCAAAGUGCUCGAUAUUCGACAAGUGGACAUUGCAAGCGCGAGAUUGCUUGAGAACGAUGGAGCGGAGGUUCCUGUCUUUGUUGUAUCGUUCGCGACACAAGAAGUGCUGCUUUUCCGGAAUGCGAAGACGCGCGAGGUCGUGGUCGGCGCGGAAAACAAGGUCGAGCAAUGCACGUAUGCGGCUGUGUUGACGCGAGUGGAGGAAGAAUUGUCCGAUGAGUUGACGGGUGGAUGGAAAGUUAUUGAGAUGGCGCGUAGGUCUUCACGCGCAUAUUUGUAGGCCAUCGUGUAAAAUCAUGGUCGACCAUUUCGCACCUAGACUAGUCAAGCUAUCUGCAUUGCAUAUACAUAGUUACACCACACAUUAAUGAUAUGAACUCU